This is a messenger RNA of Sclerotinia borealis F-4128, 4362 nucleotides long. NCBI's taxonomy places the organism in Eukaryota, Fungi, Ascomycota, Leotiomycetes, Helotiales, Sclerotiniaceae. The record is from the annotation of a GenBank genome assembly.
AUGGAGGAACUUUUGAAACUCUCCGAACUUCCCUGGGUCGAGGAUCAUAAGAUAAAUGACACGAUUAUCUACCUGGCGGUGGGUGUGCUGGUCAUGGCCAUUGAAGCCGCGAAGCAACUGGCUGACCCAGCCCGCCUGAUCAAGGGAUUCAAGCUCACCGACACCUACUUCAUGGUAGCCCUAACCAUUCCCGCCAGUGCACAGGGAAUCGAAACCCAGCUGGUCUUCAGCCCGCCUCCUGGGAGUUCGGACAGAAACACUGCAUCGUGGAAGUUUCGAUUGUUUUCUCACGACGGCACGCAAUGGCAAGAGCAUAGCCACGGCACGAUCCAUAUAGACUACGCGAGACGCCCAAACGAUCUCGAGGGUCACGAAGACCUGGAAAGACUGAAAGGCGCGCAAGCCGCUUACAGCGCUGUAAGAGAAUCCGCAGUCUUCAGGCGGACCAAGGACGAAUUUUACGACUCGGCGUUCAAAUCAGGCUACACUUUCGGGCCUCUCUUUAGGGCCAUGGAUGACGUUGCAUAUAGUGAUCGGUUCAGUCGCCGGGCCACAGCCAGUAUCAAUUGUUUUGAGUGGAAGGAUACUGACGGUAGGGACCACUUUCAGGAACAUGUCGUGCAUCCAGUCACUCUGGACGGCAUCCUCCAAGUGAGUCUUGCAGCAUUCAACCGCGCCGGGGAGAAUGUUGGAUCGACCGCCAUUUUUGCCGAGAUUGAAUACAUCUGGGUAUCAAGAGACGGUCUUUGCUAUCAAUACGCAGAUAUGGUCAGAUCGGUAGGGACUUUCAACAACCAUGGUAACGUUGGGUAUGAAACCUCUGUUAUUGCGCUUGACAGUUCAUCUUCGAGAGUUGUACUCGAGGCGAAGGGCAUCAAGCUACGAUUCGUAACCGGGGUUGCGCCUGCUCAGGAUCAGGCGCGACAUCCUCAUCUGUGUUACAGUAUUGAGUGGAAACCCGACAUAGAUCUACUGAAAAGCAAUGCGCACCCCCCAACCACAGAUACCCAGACGCAGGCGGUGGAUUACAAGGACAUUUUGCCAGGAGCCCAGACUCUCCUUGUAAACUUUUUGGAUCUCUUGACCUUCAAAAAGCCGGACAUGAAAAUUUUGCACGUGACCGGUCCCGAGGUAGAUGUUGGAAACGGGACAAUUGUCGAGGAGCUUUUUCACUGCCAGCAGGGAGGGACCGAUCCCGUUUUGCCCUGCUCAGAGUUGGUCUCUAGGUCUUCAACGCUCCAGUCCACCGACACCGAUACGUAUGAUCUUGUUGUCGGCUCGUGUAGAUCCAUGCUAGAUACACUUGACAAAACUCAUCGAUUUCUAAAACCAGGUGGAAAGCUUGCCCUGCUUUUGGAAAACAACCCGCGAAUUGAACACACAGAGGUCAACGGGUAUCACACAAACAACGACGUAGGUUUUCAGCGUGGCCCGAUGAGCGAGAACUCGUAUAGCCUCAGGAGAUCGGAGACUUCCGACGUAGAAUAUAAAGGGGCUCUUGAAAAUGCCGGCUUCACCAAUAUAUUGUGUUCUACCACCAGCACGAUGGAUGCGGCGAAACUGGUCACUGCGUCAAAGCCCCGCAACGCCAUCGUACCAAAGACGUUAAUGAACUAUGUUCUGGUGAUCGAGGCAACCCCAUUCCAGGAGGAGAUGGCAAGGGUACUGAGAAGUAAAUUCGAUGGCGUCGCUCUAACGUGCACGAUAUGUUAUCUCGACCAGCUCACCAAAACCGAGGAGGAUUCUCAACAAACCCUUAUACUUUUCCCCGAGUUGGAGCGUUCUCUACUUCAAAACCCCUCCCCGGCUGAGUUUUCGAGGCUGCGUGAUGCUCUCGUCUCGACGAAGGGCCUUCUCUGGUUGACCCGCCGAGAUGAAGACGGGCUACUGCAACCUGACCGUGCUAUGGCCGACGGUUUGACACGAGUCCUUCGCUCCGAAAAUGGACAAGCAGUCAUCGUAACUGCUGUGCUCACACAUUCACCCAUCCCUGAUCAAGCUGAGCAAAUCUUUACCCUGGUCCACGCCACGGACUUUGGGACGACGAACCAAGAAUACGAGGCGUCAUAUCUUCAAGUCGAUGGUGGCAUCCACAUUGGACGUCUAAGACCGAUGGCGAACCUCUCUCGAACCGUGUUCAACAAAUCAUCAACGUACCAGUCCAAGGUCCUUCCAUUUGGCGAGGCGCCGCCUCUCAGAUUGGCAGUCGAAACUCCCGGCCUCCUUGACAGUCUAUAUUUUGAUCAAGAUGUGUUGGCUGAAGAACCUCUGUCUCCCGGCUGGGUCGAGAUCCGAGUUAUUGCUGUAGGCUUGAAUUUCAAAGACCUACUCCUCGCGCUAGGGAGAGAGAAUGGGACUACGUUCGGAAAUGAGUGUGCGGGAGUCAUACACCGAACAGGAGGCGACACACCUUUCAAAAUCGGCGACAGAGUCUGCGUCUUCUCCCCAACAGCAUUCUCUACAUACACCAGGGUGAAAGCCGAGUAUGUGGCAAGAGUCCCCGAUGAGGUUUCUCUUUCGCAUGCUGCUGCCGUGCCGACCCAAUUCGUCACUGCUUGGUACGCCAUCCAUACCGCUGCCAGAAUGCAGAAUGGUGAGAGUAUACUGAUUCAUUCGGCUGCGGGGGGGACUGGACAAGCGGCUUUACAGAUAGCGCAGUUGCUGGGUUGCGAGGUCUUUGCCACGGUUGGUGCAGAGGAGAAGAAGAGGUUUCUCAUCAACCAUUAUGGCAUUUCCGAGGAUCAUAUUUUCUACAGUCGCAACACGACUUUUGCGCGAGGAAUUCUUCGGCUAACCGCUGGCCGUGGCAUUGAUGUUAUUAUUAACUCCUUAUCUGGAGAUAUGCUGCUUGCUUCAUGGGAUAUCAUCGCCCCACACGGCCGGUUCAUCGAAUUGGGAAAGAAAGAUAUUGCCGCCAAUAAUGGGCUUCCUAUGCGACCUUUUCUCCGCCGCGCCACAUUCACCGCAUUAGAGAUCGGGGCUACGGCGGCUGAUUUUGGAAUCUUGGGUAAGGAGAACAUCGAGCACGUGUUGAGCAUAUUCGUCAAAGAGAGAUUGCAUCCUGUGGAGAACUUUCAGGUGUUACCGAUAUCGCAUAUCAAAGAAGGGAUGCGCGCCCUUCAAUCUGGACAGAGUAUCGGGAAGAUAGUAUUCGACAUGGCCGAUGAUGCACUAGUGCCGGUCCGAGUCCGAUCACAGUCGGCCUGGCAACUCGAUAGUAACAAAACAUAUGUCAUUGCCGGUGGGACCGGCGGCCUCGGUCUGAUGAUUGCGGAAUGGAUGGUAAAGCAAAAGGGUGCCCGGUACCUACUUCUAUUGUCACGGUCUGGUAUAAAGCAAAGCGCCAUCGAAGCCGUGAAUACGGUCAGCAACCUUCGUGAACUCGGAGCUGUCAUCGAGGCACCAGAAUGCGACAUCAGUGAUAUCGAUGCGCUACGUAACGUCCUUGAAAGAUGUCGAGGCUCCAUGCCCACGAUUGCUGGUUGUGUCCAGUCCUCGAUGGUGUUAAAGGACACCGUCUUUACGAAUAUGUCUCAUGAGGACUGGGUAGCAAGUACGAAUCCAAAGGUUCGCGGCUCCUGGAAUCUCCACACUGUUCUGCCUGGAGGUCUUAAUUUCUUCAUCUUAAUCUCGUCCAUUUCUGGGAUUGUAGGUUCCGCUGGUCAGGCCAACUACGCGGCCGGAAACACAUACAUGGACGCCCUGGCGCAUUACCGUAAUGCUCUUGGCGAGCGAGCAGUAGCCUUGGAUUUGGGAGUGAUGUUGGACCAUGGGUUCCUGGCCACGAACGACGCACUACGUAAUCGGAUACUUUCGGCAGGACUCCUCCGAGGCAUCUCCUCUUCGGAGCUGCUCGCCAUACUUGAUCACUAUUGCGACCCUACAAGUCCCAUUUCAAGCCUGCACACGGCACAAGUGGCCAUCGGACUGGCCCCUGCGUCUGAGUUCAGGGCCGCAAGCCUGCAAGCCCACAGCUCGCACCUCUCGCUCCCCUUCUAUCGACACAUCUUUGCCGGUGCUGCCGAGCCCGACCAAGAGGCCAGCGGAGAUAAAUUCCUCGAAGCCCGGCGAAGACAGGAUUUCGUGUCCGCAAAAUCACCUUCCGAUGCUGGCGUUAUCGUCUCCCAGGCGCUGCUAGAACGCUUAGCAACCAUGACACCAGGACUACGAGAUCGCAUGGACGUCAAACAUCUGGACGAGCGCAUUCAAACCUUUGGCGUCGACUCUUUACAGGCCAUUGAACUGCGAAGUUGGUUCGCCCGGGAGUUUGCAGCUGACAUACCGAUAUUUGUCAUUCUCGGCGAAGAGACCCUGGCCUCGAUAGGGCUUUUAGUGGCUGAAAAGAGUAAAUUGCGAGUGUAG